UACAGCUCCCGGCGGCCCGCGCUGCCCGCCCCUCCCCGCCCCUGCCGCAGAGCCGGGCGGGCCCCGCUCCCGGUGCAGGUGGCCGGGCCCCAGCGGACGUCCCGGAGUCCGGCCACGAUGCUGCGUUUGGCUGCUUUUGCAGCUGUGCUGCUAUUCUUGAGGGUCACUCUGGAACUGUCCUGGGCCCAGGCCAUCCCUGCUCUCUUCAUCUUCUACCUGGCAUCCGGUGGAUGGGACUUCUUCCUCAUAUUCCUCAAGACAAUACCAAGGGACAUCAGCACGGGGCUGGUCCUGUUGCGGGUGAAGUGGCAGGUAUGGAGGCACGUGAGGGAGAAGAACACAAUCGCCAAAAUCUUCCAGAAGACCGCAAGGAAGUAUUCAGAGAAGACAGCACUGAUCUUCCAAGGCACAGGCGAGAGCUGGACCUUCCAUCAACUGGACGAGUACUCCAACCAGGUGGCCAAUUUCUUCUACAGCCAAGGCUUCCGCUCGGGUGACGUGGUGGCGCUUUUCAUGGAGUCCCGCAAUCAGUACGUGGGGCUGUGGCUCGGCCUGGCCAAGAUCGGGGUGGAGACGGCCCUCGUGAAUUCCCACCUGCGCUUGGAUGCCUUGCUGCACUGCAUCACCAUCUCCAGCUCCAAAGCUGUGGUUUUUGGGGUGGAAAUGAUGGAAGCAAUGCAGGAAGUGCAGCCCUCCCUGGAUAAAUCCAUCCAUCUGUUCUGGUCCGGGGAAGAAAAUUCUAAAUCCGUGCUUCCUGGUGCAAAACACCUGGACCCCCUCCUGCAGAUGGCCCAGCGACACCAGCCAGCUCCCCCUGAUAAGGGCUUUCUUGAUAAACUCUUCUACAUCUACACCUCUGGCACGACAGGGCUGCCCAAGGCUGCCAUCGUGGUGAACUGCCGGUACUUCCGCAUGUCCAGCUUAGUUUUUUACGGUUUUCGGAUGAGGUCCGAUGAUGUGAUGUACGACUGCCUCCCGCUCUACCAUGCUGCAGGGAACAUCGUGGGGAUUGGGCAGUGCCUGCUGCAGGGCAUGACGGUUGUCAUCCGCAAGAAGUUCUCGGCCUCACAUUUUUGGGAGGACUGUGUGAAAUACAACUGCACGAUCGUGCAGUACAUCGGGGAGAUCUGCCGCUACCUGCUGAACCAGCCAUACCAGGACACGGAGCGGCAGCACCGGGUGCGCAUGGCCGUGGGCAACGGGCUGCGGGCCUCCAUCUGGAGGGAGUUCAUGGCUCGCUUUGGCAUCGCCCAGGUGGCCGAGUUCUACGGGGCCACCGAGUGCAACUGCAGCCUGGGAAACUUUGAUGGCAACGUUGGGUCAUGUGGCUUCAACAGCAGGAUCCUACCAGGUGUGCACCCCAUUGGUUUGGUGAAGGUGGAUGAAGACACUAUGGAGCUGAUCCGGGGACCGGAUGGUGUCUGUAUCAGCUGCAAACCAGGGGAGCCAGGGCAGCUGGUGGGUCGCAUUGUCAGGAGCAAUCCCCUGCAGCACUUCGAUGGGUACCUGAAUCAGUCGGCCACCAACAAGAAAAUUGCCAGGGACGUGUUUACAAAAGGGGAUGUUGCCUAUCUCACAGGGGAUGUCCUGGUGAUGGACAAGUAUGGCUACAUGUACUUCCGAGACCGCACCGGGGACACCUUCCGAUGGAAAGGGGAGAACGUCUCCACCACGGAGGUGGAGGGAACACUGAGCCGCAUCCUCAGCCUGACAGACGUGGUGGUUUAUGGUGUGGAGGUCCCAGGGGUUGAAGGGAGGGCAGGAAUGGCAGCCAUCGCCGACCCAGAGAACUCCUGUGACCUAGAAGACUUUUCCAGCAAGCUGAAAAAGGCCCUGCCACUGUAUGCACGUCCCGUCUUCCUGCGGUUCCUGCACGAAGUCUCCAAGACAAGCACUUACAAGUUUCAGAAGAUGGAGCUGCGGAAGCAGGGCUUUGACCCCGCGCUGGUGAAGGACAGGUUGUAUUUUCUGGACUCCAGGCAAGGCUGUUACCUGCCACUGGACCAGGCAGCGUUCAGCAGAAUCCAGUCAGGAGACCAGAAGCUGUAACUGGUGGGGCUCAAACCAGGCACCUCCCAAAUCCUGCUGGGGAGAGGGGGCAAGGCAGGCACUGGGGAAGGAAAGGUUCACAGAGUGAUAUAAAAGGCACACUAGAGAUUUUAUUUGACAAGUUUUACAGAUUUGGGUUUGGGAGGAACACAGAGGGGAUUGAGGGGAGGGGGAUGGUCACAUACCAAAGCAUUGACUCAUUAUGGCUUUAUUUUCUGCUUGAUACAGUGGUCAUGGUCCCAUGCCAUGAGAGGGGCGGGGCCCUGGCCAGUUGAGGAGGGGUGGGGUGCCCCUGCCUUUCCACUUUGCUUUCCCUGUCUUUCCCUACCUUUUCCUGCCUGCAGCAACCCUUCCUUGUGAAGGCCAUGAAGGGGCCAGUGCUGGGCUCUUCCCCACUUCUCUAUCAAGCAGCCAGCUUCUCCUUGGCACAGGGACCCACUUGGCAGAGGGAAGGUGGGUGCCAGUCGCAGCCCCUUCCCUCUGCUUGGCCCUGCUGGUGUUGUGUGUCUGCUGUGAAUCAGGGGAACAGGGUAGUGUUGGGCUCAGGAGGGGGACAGAUGUGUGUUUCUGCCAUGCCAUCUCUCUCCUGGGGAUGACAUUUCUAUUUUUCACAGUUACACGCACAUUAUAUCUAUAUAUAUAUAUAUGUGUGUGUGUGUGUAUACAUAUAUAUAUAAUACACGCUGAGGGGUUUUUUUUUUUUCAAUCUUAAUUUAUUGUCCGUACUUUUGAAUGUGUCUCGGGUUUGUGCAGUAGGUGGAGGGAUAGCCCAGACCUGUCCUCUCUUGGAGAAUCCUUUUCUCUCGCAGGGAGGUGGGAUGCUCAUCUGGGACUGAUUCUCCUCUUCCAGCGUGGGUGAAACUGUAAAUGUCCUUGUGGCCUUUCUCCAUGGUGGAGGACAUGAAAAAUCCCACUAUCUUGUGGACACUUCUCUGGGUCUUUUACUUCCAUCUUUUGUGGAUGCAGCAUUGUUUUGUGAACCUUCUUCCUUGCCAAAAGCAAGUGGGAGAAUAGGAAGAAGGGCUGGGUUUGCCUUUGCUUAGAUGUACUCAGGAGGUAACUUGCCAGGGGAGAGAACAUCCUCUGGAGGGUGGCCUCGGUGAGAGCCUGACUUCAUGUGCUCUGCAUCCCUUCCCAAAAGAGCCCUCCCUGUCUCCAGCACCAGAGCAGGGCCCUGAACUGAACUGUCUGUGUGAAAUACCUGACUUGUGCUAUGUGAAUUCCCUGUGUUGUGUCUGAUACGAAACAGCCUCAGCUGCAAUGUUCGAUUCCAGUCCUCAGAAAACAAGCAGAACUCUGGGUUGGGUUGUUUUUUGGUUUUGUUUUGGUUUUGUUUUUGUUUUUUUUUUUUUUUUAAUAAUUUGGUUUUAUGCUUUUAGCAGGGUUACUUCUUAAAACGACAUCUGUCUUUUGUGAGGGCAGGGUGUGUCUGCUCUUCUAGCUGUGCUUCCACACCAACGUAUCUGCCUGCCUCAGUCCGUCCUGGUCUCACAAUUAAACACAAAUAUGGGUCUAUGCUGGUGUUUCCUACCUCUUCCUUGUACAGUCCUGCUUUGUGAGGGAAGGUGGGGGACUUUGCUGGUUUGGGAACUGCCACUCCAGAGCAUCAUCUCCCUGUGUGCAUUUUGGCUCAUCUUAGAGCAGGGGGAACAAGCCCCUUGCUGCUGGGUUUAAUGACUGUGUGAACACAACAUGUUGAUCAGACCCUCCCCAGUUUCCUCCACUAACUUUCCACACCCUGUUUUUCCUUGUUCUGUCUUCAGCAUUGCCAUCCCAAUUUGUUCUGGCCCAGUUCUCCCUGCUUACCCUUGGACAUGUGGCUCUUCCACCCCUGUCCUGUUCUCUAUUUCCUCUUCCUGCUGCUUCUCUCUGUGUUUGUCCAUGCUGAACUUCCCAGCUCAUUUCUGCCCUUGCAGACAAGUUUUUUGGUAGCCAUUCCACUUCCCUUGCUGCCAGAACCAUCUUUUACACCUUCUGCAUCCAACCCUGGCGAUAGGAGACCCUGGCUCCUUCUUGGUAUGUGGCUGCCAGGGACAAAUGUCUUCCAUGAGCCUGAGUGAAAUGUGUUGCCUGAUGAAGCACACUGUAAGAAAAGUGUUGGAAAUUUUACAUCCUUUACAUAUCAACUUCACCUUUGGACAUGUUCAAAUUGUGUCUUCUCCAGCAUCUCUAAGCUGAAAGCUUUAAUUUUAAUUUUUCGGUCCCCUGGACACUCAAAGCCCUGCAGCAUCCGGGGGGCUCAGCCCUCAAACAGCGUGGCUUUGCCCGAGGCGGGUCACAUUUAGGGGCCGGGGAGGUGGUGCAGGGAGUGCAGCAGUGGAGCCUCUGCAGGUGCUCUGCUCCCACCUGUGCGCCCUGUUCCGCUCGCAGCCACCAGAGGAGGGCAGGCUGGGCUCGGCAAACGCCUCCCCUCGGGGGGACACGCUCCCGGGGCUUUCACAGCCCUCGUGUGCUGCUCAGAGCCCUGGAAGUGCGGGAUGUUGGAGCAGGGGGGUGCCCACGCAGGGUGGAGAGGAAGUUUCAGAUACAGAUAAUGGUGCUGGGUGUGAGGCCAGUGGCAGUCCCAGGCACUGGUGUCCACUGUGCUCAGGCUCCUGGCUGGAGACUGUGCCUGACGGAGACUUGGGCAGCAGCGAGGUCACCCAGGUGGGUGGUGGGCAGACAUCUGAACCACCGGGCCUCAUCCAGCCUUCUGCUAAAGGCAAUGAGGAAAAGCUUGGCCGCCCUGAAGUCAGACCUGGGGGUGGUCAUCUGGAGAUGGGUGGUUUGGAGUAGUAGAGGAGGAUACAGGGGGACUUUACUCCCUCUCUGCAGGAGAUGGCUGUGCUGAAGAAAGAGGUGUUGCAGGGCAAAACUCAGCACUGUGUAUCUGUCUGUCUGAAAGUAGGGUAGGUUAAAAAAGCCCACCAAGGAAAUUACGCAUUCAGGGUACUGCCUGUUAAAUGCAGAUAUGAAUAGCUUUGGAAGCUUAUGGAAAUAUGGCUGUUACUUGAUUGCUAGUGAACCCAUACAAAUGGAGACUGGCUUGAGUUGUUGGGUUUUGGAGAUGGAUGGGAAUGAUAGGCCUGUGAGAGGAGCAGGAUGUAGCCCUUGCUGGUGCCAACACAAGUCAGGAGCUGGGCCCUGGCUGGAGCAUAGCCGGGAGCUCACCCCAAGCCCUGUAUCUUGGGCUGGCUGUGAGGAGGGGGAGGUGCAAAAUUCAGGCAAGAGGAGCAGGAUGAGCCCCUCCCCGAGGUGAGAGCUUCUUCUCUGGUGAGAUGGAAGGUGCUAAGUCACUGGGAAAGAGCUCAGCAGACAUCGCAGAGGGCUCUGGUGCACAGCCCAUUGAUAGCAGAGACCUGCAGGGCUGUGCCGGAGGGCUGGGGCGUGCACGUGCCACACACACCUCUGUGCCAGAGGAUUUCCCAGGGAGAGGGGAGCCCCAGGGAGGUGUGUUCAUAGCUCUGAGUUAUGCUCAAAGGAGCCCCCCUGUGCAGCAAGGCUGGUGUGGGGGGGUUGGUCCCCUCUGGAGAUCUGGUGCCUGGGGACCAUUCACCAUUGGCGCUGUGUUUGUCCUGACUGAGGAGGGUUGUGUUGAACUUGGCAGUGCUUCAAGAUUCCCUGAAACACCCAGCUACACCAAUUAGAGGUCUUCUGCUGGCUGUCAGCUUUGAGUUGAAAUCCUGGUGCCUUUCUAAAGUCACAGCUCCUCUGGAAAAAUGAAGUUUAUGUGCAAGUGUCCCUGCAGCUCUUGGCCCAGAAAUGCAAGUGCAGGUGUGGUGCUGAGCCUGGGAUCAAUGCUGAGACACAACACUUCCAGCAGAGAGGUAUUUGGAAUGAAGUAGCCAGUGUUUAAUCAUAGUCUGAUUUUUUAAAAUAUCUUUUUGUUUGUACAGUUUUAAGGAAGAGGCUAUUUGAAUACUCUAUGAUUAGAGACACCUUGUGAGACAUCCCUCCCCUUUGAUCAAUGCACUAGUCUGGCUCAACAGCUGCAUGUAGAUAAAAGUCCUAUACAUAAAGUACAAGGUAUUGUCCUGUUUUAAUUAAAACACUUAAAAUUC
Vidua macroura (Pin-tailed whydah) is the source of this 6089-nucleotide messenger RNA. It is a transcript of the gene SLC27A4, whose product is annotated as solute carrier family 27 member 4. The coding region runs from base 118 to 2049 and encodes 643 amino acids. Gene Ontology annotation, molecular function: long-chain fatty acid-CoA ligase activity; long-chain fatty acid transmembrane transporter activity. The record is from RefSeq and is a predicted model, not a curated record. Gene Ontology annotation, biological process: long-chain fatty acid import into cell; response to nutrient; very long-chain fatty acid catabolic process. The transcript is spliced from 13 exons. Gene Ontology annotation, cellular component: plasma membrane; microvillus; endoplasmic reticulum membrane. Lineage: Eukaryota; Metazoa; Chordata; Aves; Passeriformes; Viduidae.